Molecule: messenger RNA, 2340 nt
Organism: Brienomyrus brachyistius
Lineage: Eukaryota; Metazoa; Chordata; Actinopteri; Osteoglossiformes; Mormyridae
Product: urokinase-type plasminogen activator-like
Exons: 11
Coding region: 291-1577 (428 amino acids)
Biological process (GO): regulation of cell adhesion mediated by integrin; plasminogen activation
Molecular function (GO): serine-type endopeptidase activity
Source: RefSeq, a predicted model, not a curated record
AUAUUUAAUGACUACAAAACAGCAGGACGAUCAGUUUGUCGUCCUUCUCACUUCUACUUAGAUAUGACAUCAUACAGGUUUCUUAACAAAAAAAAAAUCAUCUGCAAAAAGCCCUCCUACCAGGCGGUCACAUGAUGGCCCCAACUCGCGUUAAAUAAAGAACUUCAGCCGCAUCAAGGCAUCCAUAAUAGGGACUAGACGUGCGAGGGCAAAGCAUCACGCGGAUUUCAUCUCUGAUCGUCUAUAUUUGUAUGUGAUUUUUCUAUGAAAGACAAGGAGGAUCUUCAAAAAUGCUAAAACUCCUUCUGUUCUUGACUGCAAACGUGGAAGUAAUCUUCGGUGCAGAGAUGAGUUUGCUGACACUCACGAGACCAGGUUUACUCAUGCAUUCAGCUGAAGUUUCAGGUCUAUCUUCCACCUGUCUAAAUGGAGGCACUUCCAUCAGCAUACCCUACCUUUUUAGCAAAAGGCGAACAAUUUGUAUCUGCCCCAGAGGCUACAGUGGCCGGAACUGUGAAAUAGAGGAGUCAGCUAACUGCCUCAUCGGCAAUGGGCAUCAGUACAGAGGACCGGCAGCGACCUCAGGAAGUGGACAGAAAUGUCUUGGUUGGAACUACGAGCACAAUCAACAAAUCUUAGGAAUGGAUGCACUGAUUCUAGGUCUUUGGAACCACAACUAUUGUAGAAAUCCGGACCACAGGGAAAGACCCUGGUGCCAUGUGAAGCGGGGACACCAGAUUGUACGGGAGUUCUGUGACAUCCCACGCUGCGGGACACCAACAGAAGCACCAAAGUGUGGACAGAGGCCCCGGAGUCUGAUGAAGAUUGUGGGGGGAAAGGUCACCACGGCGCAAUCGCAGCCGUGGAUCGCGUCGAUCUUCUGGAGACAUCAGGCUAAAAAGCACGUAUUCCUGUGUGGGGGGAACCUGAUCUCACGCUGCUGGGUUCUUACAGCAGCCCACUGCUUUCCUGACAGACCCUUGAACACUCGCCACCUCUCUGUCUUUCUUGGAAAAGAUGCUCUGAACGAGACAAACCUGGGAAAGGAGCAGAAAUUCAACGUUGAGAAAAUCAUUAUUCACCCAGGAUUUGACAAUAGUGAUGGGAGUUAUGACAAUGACAUAGCGCUGCUGAAGAUCACCACAAACAGCAGAACAUGUGCAAAGGAGACAGACUCUGUUAGGACUGUCUGUCUGCCCCCUGCCCAUUUGAUGUUGCGUCCUGGAGACUCUUGCUAUAUUGCUGGCUAUGGGAAGGAGCGGGAAGGAUUAUGGCACAACUCACAAUACCUAAGAGAGGCAAAAGUGAACAUUUUGCCUCAAGAGGUCUGCACAAGUAGAGAUUACUAUGGAAUCCUGGUGACAAAAAACAUGUUUUGUGCCGGCAGCCUUGACUGGAAGGUAGACUCAUGCAAGGGAGACUCGGGGGGGCCUCUGGUGUGUGACAGAGAUGGUCGUUUGUACCUUUUUGGUAUAGUCAGCUGGGGUGAGGGUUGCUCCAGAGAAUUCCGACCAGGGGUCUACACCAGAGUGGCAAAUUACAACAAGUGGAUCACAGAGAAUGUAGGGCUGCCCUAAGGGUCUGAGCACCGACUCAAGCAAUUCUCUUCCUCUGGCUCGUCCUGUGGGAAAGUUCACAGGCAACUGUGUGAAUGCAUAAAAAGAGCAAGGCUCUGUUCUUUAGCCAUGACAACAACAUCCCUCCACAUUCCAGGGGUACAGUCACCCGGGGGUAUAUGCUUUCGUCAAACUAGCAUUCUUUUUUUUUUACAAAUAUAAAGGUUUAGAAAGUAUUUAAUCGUCAAUUUGCUUUACCAACACCCACUUUAUACUUCUCGGAAUUUUUGACUGGAAGUUGUUAAACUUUUUAUUUUACUUGUAAACUCUCAGUGUCUCCACUGAAGUCAUUUGAUGGGUUUUCAGGAAUAAAAAAAAAGAAUUAAAUCCAAGUAAAAGAACAUCUAGUGCUUGAAAUGGAAACGUUUAAAACAAAACAGAAGAUACAAAAAAAGUAAGAAUGUCAUUGGACGCAUGCUUUUCAGUCUUUGCCUUGGCCUGCACAUCUCACCAGGCUGUCAGAGCAGGUGUUGUUACACUUGCUACAUUUAGCUGCACUAGUUACAUCUGGUUAUAUUUGUAAAACGGUUCAAUAUUUUUUAUAAUCAAUAUUUCCAAUUUGCCAUAUACAUAUUUGCUAAGGCAAAAAGGUUUUUUGUUAUCAAGGUUACAAUAUAUGGUAAUAUAUACAACAUAUAUUUCUGAUUUGUUUGGAAACAGGAUUAUUGCUUUAUUAUAUUUAAAUAUGGUUAAUUAUCUUCACAGUAAUAAACUUUUGAAUGUA